This is a messenger RNA of Rubroshorea leprosula, 1120 nucleotides long. Lineage: Eukaryota; Viridiplantae; Streptophyta; Magnoliopsida; Malvales; Dipterocarpaceae. The record is from the annotation of a GenBank genome assembly.
AAAUCUAUCCCUUUCUACCAUUUUGUUCUACUGUUACUUCUCCCCUCAAAACCCAGAUCUGAAAAUCCCCAAAACUAGAAUACCCACAAAACCCAAGAGGCCCCAACCUUAACUUUUCCAACAUGGCUAAGGACGGAAUGAAGGUGAAAACAAGGUUGGUGGCAGAUCUAGGAUUGGUAGUUUUGGAGAAAAUGGAGGUCGGAGAAGGGCAAUCAGAGAAAAUGGAGGUUGGUGCCAUUUUGGAGAAAAUGGAGGUUGAUGCAAUUUUGAUCUUAGAGUUAAUAGUAAAUGAAGGAUUAGUAGGGGAGGAAAGUUUGUUGUUACCUAGGCUUGAAACCCUAACUCUUGAAGGCCUUCCCAAACUCACAAGAUUCUGCUCUGGAAAUUACUUUGAGUUCCCCUUCCUAAGAUGCCUUCAUAUAAUCAAGUGCCCUCUGUUGGAGACGUUCAUCUCUAGUUCUAAUGUUGGGGAAACGAGUCACAUGACAGAAAGUAAAAUAGUAGAAAGUACUUUUACAUCACUGCUCUUUGAUGCAAAGGUGGGAUUCCCUAGAUUGAAGCACCUUGUACUCAAAGAUAUGGAAAGCUUGAACUUGAUAUGGGACAACCAACUUGAUGCAGGGAGCUUCCACAAGCUAGAUCAGCUUUUGAUACUUGCUUCAGAACUUCUGAGUUAUCAGAGAACAUGCAGAGAGAACCAACUUGAAAACCAUGAUCAAUGCCCUCUAUUCUUGAUCAAUGUAACCGUGAUGGAGUGUCCAAGUAUACGGACUUUCUCUGAGGGAGAAGUGAGUACACCAAAAUUGCAGAAAGUGAAAUUGACAGAAAAUUCAACAGAUGAAGGAAUUUGGCAGGAAGGUAGCCUUAACCGCACACUACAACAGUUGUUCACAAAAAAGAGUGGUGAUGACGGUGAAGAAGACUGGUCUGAUGCUUUGCAUAAGCUGUUCAAUUAGGAUGAUGUUUCCGAGGAGAGUGGAUUCUCUGAUGCCAUCAACUUGUCUGAUAUAUUAGAUACAUCUUUUAUACAAGUUGCUAUAUAUAUAUAUAUAUAUACAUUGAUGAUACUUUCUUCCUUGUAGGUUGUAUGGUGCACUCCUAAUUAAGCUGGAUUUCAACG